AUGGCGUCCGACCUCUUGUUCGGGUCGGUACCACAGUUUUACCGGGAGGUUUACGACAUUGUAUGCCCUGAUCAGCAACAAGUGGACAGGGACAUGUUUGUUUCCUUGCUAGUGAAGUCCAGCCUACCAAAACACGUAUUGACUCAGAUAUGGGACUUGGUUGAUACCAAAGUGGGCUACCUGACACGGAAUGGUCUGUACAAAGCAUUGGCAUUGACUGCCCUGGCACAGCAAGGAAAACCCCUCAAUGAGAAAAUCCUGGAAACUUACACAGACCAAGAACUUCCAAAGCCAUUAUUAGGAGACAUAUCAGACUUAAAAGCUCUCAGUGUAAAGGUCCGUCGAGACAGAAAUCCGAAUGUCCUCUCCUAUCGAUAUCAUGAGCUAUGUGAACUUGAUACCAUAAAGGUGGAACUUGUCCCAGAGAAGAAGGGGUUAAUUUUGAAGCAUGUUGAAUAUGAAGUGACUAGCCAGCGUUACAAAGUGACUGUGUUGAGACGGUACAAUGACUUCUUGGCGCUUCACGAACUUCUACUGCAGCGAUUUCCAUACAGAAUGGUGCCAAGGCUACCGCCGAAGAAGAUGAUGGGUGGUAUUUUUACUUCAGUCAGCAGGGAAUUUAUUGAGCAUCGAAGGAAAGCACUGCGGCGGUACAUCAACUUGAUUGCACGUCAUCCAGUCAUGACAGAUGAUAGGAUGCUCAAGUUCUUCCUUUCCUUCUCAGGGGCAGAUAUGCAAUAUAAAAUAAAGGAACAUUUCCGAGGGAUGCCUGAUGAGUUUAUGACCAACGAGAAUGCACUAAAAGCAAAGGAUCUGGUACCAAUGGACACACAAUUACAAUUUGGCAACACCAAAGAACAUAUCAGAAUACUUCACCAGAGUCUUACCAAAGUUCGUGAUAUCGCUGACAGAAUGGUGGCACGGUCGACUGAGGAAGCGAACGAUAUGCUUUACCUUGGAAAAGAGCUCAGUUCACUGAGCAGUGAUUCCACUGUGUUAACAAGUUGGGCAACUGGUGCUAACAAUACCUGGAGUCAGCUCAAGGCAGGGUUUAAGAAAAUAUGUAUAGAAUUUGCAGCAAUUUCUGACAAGUCGGCUGAAAAGGCAAAGAGAGAAGAUGAACUGGUGUCUGAAGUUGUGAAUAUACUACUUGAUCUUGUAGUUGCUUAUAGGGAUUUAUGUGAGCGACAUGAGAAGGGGGUGCUCAACGAUCACCAACGGGCGUUACAGAAAAUGGGUCAAUACAAGAAGAAAAAGAUGUCGGCAACAGUUGGGUCAACAGAGUCAGCAGCAGUGGAACAAUUAGAACAGAGAAUUUUACAACAAGAAAGCCAAAUAUCGAACAUGGAAAAUCGGAACUACUUCUCCUUACACUGCCUGCAGAUGGAGGCACAGUUAAUUCACGCCAACCUUGAUAUAUUGUACACAAUCCUUCAGAAUAUUGCAAACAUACAAUCAAAGUCUUACACAGAGCUUGGACAUGCCUGGUGCCAUCUCCUUCCUAUUGUUGAGGCCAUUUUGCCAAGAAUGAAUGGUUCUGAUGCCACAUCACCGACAUCUUCGCCACCCCUCUCCCCCAAACAUGCUGGAGGAAUAACGGUAUAGCAGCGGGUGGUGUGAACCUUGGUUGUGAGUGAAUGCUGGUGAUAGAAAUUUGCUGAAGCCAAAAUAUUUCUGACCCAAGAAUGCAAGAAGUGUACAUGUAGGGCAAAGCUGUGGUGAUUGAAAAUUCUUUGAUGCAAAAUGCUCCAUAUGCACUUUCCAAUGUUUAAAUAUUAAGAAUAUUAAGAACUACUUUGAAACUAUCUAGUGGACAGAAAUCUAAUGCAUUUCCAAAUAACUUCAAAGCUUUGAUUGACGUUUUCUCAAAAUGACAAAAACGUGCAUGGAUCGUUUUGCUUCUUAUAAUUUCACUUGGUUGUUAUAAGUGCAAUUAUAAUGCCAGGCUUGCCAUUACUGAUGUUGCCUUGACUGUGUAGUAUUCCUAGUCUCUUUGCUGCAGUAAGUUUCUACUUUCUUAAAGAGUAGACACACAGCGCUUAAACCAUUCACUGUACUCGAGUGACUCGAUGUGUAAAGCUGUGCCAUUGUAUACUGGUUAGCUCCUCUCUGAAAAUCAGAGAAAUUAUAGUUCCAACGGGCCAGAAAGGUCCAAAUGUUUUUUCAUUAUGUGUAAAUAAGACUAAAUUGCUGAUUAUUCUCAGGUACUGUUAGUCCAAAAUAGACUUACUGGCCAUUCAGUUUUGGGGAAGAUUAACGUCCAGCAGUUAAUUUUUCAUCUUUGUGUUUGACCGUUAUUUUGAUGACUGUUGACUAUAAUUAUCUCUAAAAAAUGGCACCCUAACUUCUAUAACUUCUGAAUGAAAAAAAUUGACCCGACCUCUCACCUUUAUAAAUCUAAUGCCUUUCAACAAUUCUAGAAAUGCUAAUGCAAAGGUUGACAGACUUUGUUUACGAAUAAGAGGAGCAUGAUAAAGCAGUAUUGUGUACAUAUGAAUGGUUGUUAAUAUAAAUGAUGACCAUCAGAGUUUCUUUUGACCCCUCUCUGGAAUCAAUGAAUACGUGAUACAUGUAAACGCUAUUUCUACUUAAAAGGAAAAAGCAGAUGAUAAUGCAUUACUCCUUGGAUUUUGUUAUUCUUUUGGACUCUGAUGAACAUCAAUUUCAGUGACACUCCUUAGGAAAUAUUUUCCACGCAAUUGCUUUGUAAUUACGCUUUUAGAAUCUGUACAUUACCUUAUAUCCUUUAAGACUGUAAAUAAGAAUUAUCAUAAGGUAGUCAGAUUUCAGCUAUUAUCAGUUCAGGUAGGUCCUUCUUGGGGGAUUUGUUGUCUUUGCGAAUACAAUACAAUGUGAUGCAAUUCAAUAUUUGCAACAUGCUUUUCCAGGUGCCUACUCAAAGAGUGGGAAAAUACCUCUUGAUCAAUGUUAUAAAAUUUCUUGAAAAGCCAGAUUUGUUUUGCUGUUUUGAACGAUCGUGGUUUUUGAUACAUCUUACUUCUGAAGGGAGGCGAUUUCUGAAUAAAAAGUAGCCACUGACACGCUUCAGUAGAAGCUUCUGCUGAAGAAUAGUCUUUCAGCCAAACAGUAAAUCCACUAGUUUUACCUCUCCUGUAUGGUACAAAAAGUAUUCGAUUGAGUCAGCUUGGAGAAGGAAUUUUUGGAGUGCGUUCCACUACUACACUGAUUUGCAACAAAUUAUGGUGAUGAGAGAGGUCAAUUUCCAUAGAAAGGCUUGAGCUUAUUGAUUGUUAAUUGUUAAAAUGCAGUGAAGAUGUUUAUUAUUAAUGUGCUGUUAUUUUAUCUGCUGAUCAUUUCCACUUGUUGUUCUGUUAAUGCAAAAAAACUGUUAAAUUUGUUCUGUGUAAGCCAAACACAGAUCAGUAGAUUUUUUGUUCAAAACUUGUUGGUAUGUGCUCUCUCGUCAUCUAAUAUCGUAGAUAAAGUUAGCAUGUACUUAUUUGAACAGCAAACACAAGGAGAGUCGAGAAAAUGUUUAUGUUUCAAAAUGGUGCUUAUGACAUUUUUGUUGGGGGGGGGGGGGGGCAGCUUAAUUGAAAAUGUGUGACUGACAUCUUAGUCUUGUGCUGAAAUGCAUUUUGAAUUGUUUGAAAAUAAUCUUUGAUUAACAAGGAUGGGAUGUUGAUGCUUUAUAAUCAAUUAAAUAAUGGGAUGAAAUGCACUGAAAUAAGGUGGGCAUUCCCAUUAAUAGAAUAAUGUUUUGAUCAAAUUGAUGGCAUGUUAUCCAUAAAUUUUGGUAAGUUUUCCGGAGACCAGCAAUUUUUGUUGCUUGACAGUGUACUGUAGCUGGACUUUGGAUCAUUUAGCUAACAGUGGCCUUGUUGUUACGUCAGAAACAUUUGAAUAACCAAAUUGAAUGUUUAGUAGAUUCGGCCAAACCAAUAUUCCUUUAUGUAUUCAGUGUUAUUUACAUGUCAACCUAGUGGUCUAUGUAAAAUUAUUUGACCCUUAAAUGGUGUGGAGUGUAAAUUGUACGUGCUAGGCCAGGUUUUCAUGAUAUUUAAGCUGUCAUUUGUCGCUUGUCACUGCCAUGUCUGUUAAGUGUCUAAGGCUUGAAAACGUGACAUGAAAUGACCUGAGGGUUACAAGUGACAUCAUCAGUCUUUAGUAUCGCUCUCUUUGGAAAUGACUGUGUUGGUAUGUUACCAAUGACAACCUGAAUCAUAAGUAAACCCAGGAGUAGUGUUUCAGUAUUUCAGACCUUAUAAAACAGAAGAGUCUUCACAUCACUGUAUUUUGAUUGGCUUGCUUGGUUCAGUAUAUAGGUCACCAAUAUGGUACCUUAAUGUAUAUUGUCUUAUUUUACAAUUUGGGUCUUGUAUCUUGUACAUUGUUAGUGUAUAUAGCAGUUAUGUUAUAAAUACCAUAAACCUGGAAAUGUUUGCCAGCCCUUCAAUUUCAAUAGUUAGGAUAGCAUUGUCGUAGUUAAUAGGGAAGUUCUUUCAAUUCCUUUAAUGGUACUGGGGUAUCAGUGAGCCAUAAGAAAAAAGAGCUUAAAUAGAACUUUGAAUUGUUUAAAGGUUUUGGAAGUCUGUGAAAAGGUUUUGGUGGGAAAAUAUUCAGGUUUAUAGUAAUUCUAUAGCGCUGUAUUAAAAGUCAUUAAGGAAAUUCCAACCUACAUGUAUUUUCAUAUCUUAUCUAUUGAUUUAUACUGUUAUGUCUUGGGGACAUACACAAAUGUAUGUAAAUUAUCACUCACUGUUAUAAAGUGAAAUAAACAUCCCGUUUUCAAAUCUUAA
Lineus longissimus is the source of this 4760-nucleotide messenger RNA. Its product is annotated as sorting nexin-8-like. The transcript has 13 exons. Lineage: Eukaryota; Metazoa; Nemertea; Pilidiophora; Heteronemertea; Lineidae. The record is from RefSeq and is a predicted model, not a curated record. Bases 1 to 1605 code for a protein of 534 amino acids. Gene Ontology annotation, molecular function: protein binding; phosphatidylinositol binding. Gene Ontology annotation, biological process: intracellular protein transport; early endosome to Golgi transport. Gene Ontology annotation, cellular component: early endosome membrane.